GAGCAUGGCAGCAUCUGUUCUCUACCCACGUAUUGUCAAACAGACAGGACCAGUGUGUAGUGCUGUGGUUUUGUUUCUACAUGGAUCUGGUGAUACAGGAGAAGGCGUUUCAGAUUGGGUAAAAAUGGCAUCCAAGGGAGAGUUUCAUUUCCCUCACGCGAAGGUGUUGUACCCAACAGCUCCCGCCAGACCAUAUACUCCGAUGGGUGGCGCCAUGAGUAACGUUUGGUUCGAUCGCAUGCAGAUAUCUCCUAAUGUACCGGAACAUGCGCAGUCGGUGGAGGCUAUGUGCGCUAGUCUAUCGGCCCUUAUCCAACAGGAAGUGUCUAGCGGUAUCCCAAAGUCAAGAAUUGUCAUAGGUGGUUUUUCAAUGGGCGGGGCUAUGGCGUUACAUCUAAGCUACAGAUUUCAUCGUGACGUUGCAGGCGUGUUCGCGCUUUCCUCUUUUCUAAACAACGGGUCUGCUGUGUUCAAGGAGUUGGAAGCCCGUCCCGACCUUUCCCCCUUACCACCAUUGUUUUACUGUCAAGGUGAAAAGGACGACCUUGCACUUCCGGUGUGGGCUGAAAACACAUUCACUCAACUCUCUUCAGUUGGAGUCCAAGGCACGUUAACGAAAUACCCUAUACACCACGAAUUAAACAAAACCGAGUUACUCUCAUUGAAGUCAUGGAUAAAUGAACGCAUUCCAGAGAGUUGAAUUCACUACAAAAUUUCAAUAUUGAAUUAUUGUGUUUAUAAAUGUGUAUGGAGAAAGAUGUUUUGAUUC
This is a messenger RNA of Ylistrum balloti, 769 nucleotides long. Its product is annotated as lysophospholipase-like protein 1. Gene Ontology annotation, cellular component: cytoplasm. The transcript is spliced from 5 exons. The coding region runs from base 5 to 700 and encodes 231 amino acids. The record is from RefSeq and is a predicted model, not a curated record. NCBI's taxonomy places the organism in Eukaryota, Metazoa, Mollusca, Bivalvia, Pectinida, Pectinidae. Gene Ontology annotation, molecular function: carboxylic ester hydrolase activity; palmitoyl-(protein) hydrolase activity. Gene Ontology annotation, biological process: protein depalmitoylation.